UUGUCUUUGUCGCACAGAGACAACAUAAAAAAAGCCAGAUGACUACCGUCUUGUUUUUUUUUCUUAUGGCCACUGGAAAUUAAAGAAAAUUAUAAUAAUAUAUAACAAUCUAUUAUCUUUUUGUCUUCCGAAAUGGAUCUCUGAACCAACCAAACUUGACGAGAAUGCCAUUUCCGAUGUCUUUUUCUGAAUUCUUUGGUGUUUGAUUUAUCUCCCCGGUACAGCGAGCUCACUAAAUUCUGUUGCAGACAGCCUCUCAUUUCAAAACCUUUAUCCUUUCUUGACUAGAGAGUAUCCUUAUCCGAUAUCUCUCUCUUGGAUUUAGUAUUAGUGGUGCUUGUUUCAUUCUGACUCCCGAGCUCCAGCGUUUAUGGGAUUUUGCUAUUACUCUGUUUGGUAACCUGGGUAUCUCGCCAAAUCCCAUUCCAAUGCCUUUGGAACUGAAGACAAUAGAAUUUUGUCGCUAAUUCCUAAGUUGGAAAUUUUAGAUUUAUUGGUUGAUUUCUUUUCAUUUUUUCUUUUUUAAUGUAGGGCAUUGAAUGAUGUUGCUGGUAAGAUUUUGUGGACCUCUUUUAUUGGUGUCAUAUUGUUCCUUGGUUUUUCUUGCAGUUGCACGAACUUCUAUUACUGAUCCCUCCGAAGUCAAUGCAUUGCUAGCAGCAAGGAACAGUUUGAUUGAUCCUUUUAAGCAUCUCGAGAACUGGGAUAAAGGAGAUCCAUGUACGUCAAAUUGGACUGGAGUCGUGUGUUAUGAUACAAUUGGGACUGAUGGAUACCGGCGUGUUCAGGAGCUUCAGCUGCUAAAUAUGAAUCUUUCAGGAAAUUUAGCUCCUCAGCUUGGCCAACUCUCUCAACUGAAAAUACUGGAUUUUAUGUGGAAUGAAUUGGAUGGCAGCAUACCAAAGGAAAUAGGAAAUAUUUCAUCUUUGAGACUCCUGCUUUUGAAUGGAAACAAAUUAUCAGGUGCUUUACCUGAUGAACUUGGCUGCUUAUCUAAUUUAACUAGACUCCAAGUGGAUGAGAACAAAAUUUCAGGUCAAAUACCAAAGUCAUAUGCAAACUUGAGCAGUGUGAAACACCUCCACUUGAACAACAACUCCAUAAGUGGUCAAAUUCCAUCUGAGCUAUCCAAAUUGUCCUCUCUUCUUCACUUGCUGUUGGAUAACAAUAACUUAUCCGGGAAUCUUCCUUCAGAGCUCUCGAACUUGCCAGAGUUGCGUAUACUUCAACUUGACAACAAUAACUUCAGUGGGUCUGAAAUUCCAGCUACUUACAGAAAUCUUUCCAAAUUAGUAAAAUUAAGUCUUAGAAAUUGCAGCUUGCGUGGAGCUAUUCCUGACUUUAGCAGCAUUCCUGACCUAUCCUAUUUGGAUCUGAGCUGGAAUGACCUUACUGGAACCAUACCAUCAAAACUUUCUGUUAAUAUGACAACUAUUAAUUUGUCAGGCAACCGUCUUAAUGGAUCUAUACCAGGAAGCUUCUCAAACCUUCUUAUUCUUCAGAGACUAUCACUAGAAAAUAAUUUGUUUACUGGUUCUAUCCCGGCUAACAUCUGGCAGAACAGGUCCUUCAACACAAAUGAUAGGCUUACACUUGAUCUGAGAAACAAUUCACUCUCAAAGAUUUUAGGGAAACUAAAUCUGCCACAUAAUGUCACCCUGAGGUUGGGAGGCAAUCCUGUCUGCAUUGAUGCCUACGUAUCAAACAUUGACCAGUUCUGUGGAUCUGAAGCUGAAGGAGAUGGAACUACUGAAAGCUCAACAAAUUAUACAACUACAUGUCCUAUUCAAGCAUGUCCAGUAGAUAAUUUCUUUGAAUAUGUCCCAGAAUCCCCUGUACCAUGCUUUUGUGCAUCCCCACUUAGAAUUGGAUACCGGCUUAAGAGCCCUAGUUUCUCUUAUUUUCUUCCAUAUAUUUAUCUAUUUGAGAAAUACUUAACUAGUGCUCUUGAAUUGGAACCCUAUCAGUUAUACAUUGAUUCAUUUAUUUGGGAGGAAGGUCCCCGUGUAAAGAUGUAUUUGAAGCUUUUUCCUGCAUGGAAUGAUGAACAUUCACACAUAUUUAAUUCAACUGAGGUUCAGCGGUUAAGACGCAUGUUCACAUCAUGGAAUUUUCGUCGCACUGACUUUUUUGGACCAUAUGAGCUUCUCAACUUCACUCUAGUGGGACCUUAUUCAGAGAUGAAUUUUGGCACCCAAAGGACAAGAAUCAGUAAAGGUGUUUGGGCAGCCAUUACAUUAGGUGCUAUUGCUUGCACUGUUGUAGCAUCUACAAUAGUCACACUUCUGAUUGUAAGAAGAAAUGCUAGAUACCAUCAGAAUCUGUCAAGGAAAAGAUUGUCCUCAAAGAUAUCAAUGAAAGUUGAUGGGGUGAAAUUCUUCAGUUUUAAAGAAAUGGCCCUGGCAACUGACAAUUUUAACAGCUUAGCUCAAGUUGGUCGAGGAGGCUAUGGAAAGGUUUAUAGAGGCAUUUUAUCUGACAACACAACUGUGGCCAUAAAGCGUGCCGAACAAGGUUCCUUGCAAGGACAAAAAGAAUUUUUUACUGAAAUUGGAUUGUUGUCUAGGCUACAUCACAGAAAUCUAGUUUCAUUAAUUGGAUACUGUGAUGAAAAAGGGGAGCAGAUGCUGGUGUACGAAUUCUUGCCCAAUGGCACCUUGAGGGACUGGCUAUCAGCUAAAGCUAAAGAAAAACUGAACUUUGGUAUGAGGUUAAACAUAGCUUUGGGUUCAGCUAAGGGCAUUCUUUACCUUCAUACUGAAGCAAACCCACCAGUGUUUCACCGGGAUAUCAAGGCCAGCAACAUACUUUUGGACUCCAAACUUAUCGCUAAAGUUGCUGACUUUGGACUCUCACGUCUUGCUCCUGUCCAGAAUGAUGAAGGGACUUUGCUUAACCAUGUAUCCACAGUAGUGAAGGGAACUCCGGGAUACAUUGAUCCAGAAUAUUUUCUGACCCAUAAGUUGACAGACAAGAGUGACGUCUAUAGCCUUGGGAUUGUAUUUCUGGAGCUCUUGACAGGAAUGCAUCCAAUAUUUCAUGGCAAAAACAUUGUCCGAGAGGUAGCGAUGGUUCAUCGGGCAGGUAUGAUGUUCUCCGUCAUAGACAGCAGAAUGGGUUCUUAUCCGUCUGAAUGUGUGGAGAGAUUUGGGUCUCUGGCCCUUAGGUGUUGCCAUGACACGCCAGAGAAUCGGCCAUCGAUGUUGGAGGUGGUCAGGGAGCUAGAGAACAUACUCAAAAUGAUGCCAGAAACUGAUGCCAUUUUUUCAGAAUCCAUGUACCCAUAUUCUGGCACUUCAGCAUCAUCAUCUUCAUUUUAUACAAGCAUCAAUCAAUAUGCUUCAUCCAGUGUUUCAGGAAGUGAUCUUAUCAGUGAUGUCACCCCCACCAUCAAUCCUAGAUGACAUUGGAGAUCAUCAAUAUACGUGCUUUAUCUUUUCCAAAUCCUCUCAAAAUGAGUGCAGUGUCUAAUGUGCAGUUGGGGCAGCUGCAAAGUGCGUGUCAUUCCACCAUUCUUCCUGUUUAUCCAUUGCAACAGAGGACAUUAGUGUAUAAUGUACAAAGUCUAAUCUAAACUGAAAUGAAACCUGACUAUUAACAAAUUGAAAGGAGACAAAUUAAUAUAUUCAUGUUUUUCUUAA
This is a messenger RNA of Hevea brasiliensis (rubber tree), 3641 nucleotides long. RefSeq names its product probable LRR receptor-like serine/threonine-protein kinase At1g06840. The coding region runs from base 540 to 3404 and encodes 954 amino acids. Gene Ontology annotation, molecular function: ATP binding; protein binding; protein kinase activity. The record is from RefSeq and is a predicted model, not a curated record. Gene Ontology annotation, biological process: protein phosphorylation. Lineage: Eukaryota; Viridiplantae; Streptophyta; Magnoliopsida; Malpighiales; Euphorbiaceae. The transcript has 20 exons.